Molecule: messenger RNA, 236 nt
Organism: Racocetra persica
Lineage: Eukaryota; Fungi; Glomeromycota; Glomeromycetes; Diversisporales; Gigasporaceae
Source: the annotation of a GenBank genome assembly
AUUCAGUAAUUCAGGAUAGGCUAUUUUAUACCUCUUUAUAUUCACGAACAAAUACAGCAUCUAAUGACAAUACGAUCGAUCAAUUAAAAGUUCAAGAAUUCGCAAUUUCAAAAUAUAUAUCAAUUCAAGAAUCUACAAUUUUAAAAUAUACAUUAAAUAUUGAAGUUAUAAGUGAAAAAAUCAGAAUUAUUGCUUGUGCUCUCAUAGAGGAUAAAACUUUAGAAACUUUUCAUUAG